GGAGGCGCGAUCUCCGGCUGCCGGCUCCAAGACAUCUACCGGCAGAAAUGUCGUCGACGCCUCGCGGUCGGUCAUCGUCCCGCCGCCGCACCCGGUGCAAGUGCCUUGGCGGCGGCGGCAGCGGGGGCAAGCCCUCCACGCCAUGCUGCUUCAACCCGCUGAGGUCCCUGUUCCGGUGCCCCGGCCGGGGCCGCGGACGCAGCCGCAGCCGCAGCAAAAGCCGGAACCGGGCGGCGCCAUCCAGGGUCUCGUCUGACGUCGGCACGGAGCAGCAAGGCCAGGAGCCGUCCUUCUUCGUCUACUCCAUGGGCAAUGCCCCGGAGAACAGCAAGAAGAAGAAGCACAGGAAGGCGCGCCUCCCGUCCAUCCGCUCGUGUUUCCGCAGCAAGAAGAAGGAGCGCAAGGCCAACGCGCGCCGCCAGCCGCUCACGCCGGCGCCGUCGAUGGUGACGCAUCCGCCCCGCUCCCCGCCGGCGCCGCAGGAGAGCACGCCCGCCGUGACGGUGACGCAGACGCAGCCACCUUCCCCUGCGUUUGCCGAGACCGGCAACGUCAAUUCGCCGGCGACGCCCGACCGGAGACCUGCGCCGACGGGCCCGCCGGGCAAGCAGCCGUCGACGGACUCGGCGUGGCCACCGUUCACGCCGCAGAGGCAGCACCAGGUCGAGGGGCUGCAGAUCGUGGAGGUGGCGAUGGGCGACCGGCUGUCCGCGCACGACGCCGCGCUCAUCGAGAUGGUGGAGAGCUCGAUCGACGACUCCGCGGAGUCGUCCAUGAAGUCGUCGCUGGAGUUCAUCAACGAGCCGUCGCCUCAGAGACCGGGGAAACCUCGGAUGGUGGCGGCCAGGGAGGUGGCGGUGGCGGUGAAGGCCACGGCCAGGGAGGCACCGCGGCUCUGGCUUAACGGCAAUGCCGAGAAGGCCGGGGCCGGAGCUCGGUUCUCCGAGCCUCUUGUGAUGGCGGAGGCCAAUGAGCUGUGGGCUCACGACAUCGCCUGCAGCCGCGCGCACGCUGACAUGCUCGCCGACACGGAUGGACAAUAA
Lolium perenne is the source of this 1043-nucleotide messenger RNA. Lineage: Eukaryota; Viridiplantae; Streptophyta; Magnoliopsida; Poales; Poaceae. The record is from RefSeq and is a predicted model, not a curated record.